Messenger RNA from Knipowitschia caucasica, 1365 nucleotides. The record is from the annotation of a GenBank genome assembly. NCBI's taxonomy places the organism in Eukaryota, Metazoa, Chordata, Actinopteri, Gobiiformes, Gobiidae.
AUGGAGCCCUGGUACACCUACACACACUGGUACCCCAUGGCCUCAUCCCACCUGAAGAAGGAGCCCCCGGAGCCCGUGCCGCACAUGCAGCCGGCUAUGAUGCUGUUCUCCUCCAAGUACUGGUCCAAGCGAGGGCUGUCCCUGGACUCGGCCAUGUUCCCCCCGAGCAGAGGCCCCCAGCAGAGGCACACCGGCGGACAGAUGUCACGGCGGCCAUCUUUCUGCCCCAUCGACGAGAAGAAGGACAGUGAUGCGGACUCUCGCACGGCCGUGGUGUUCUCUCUGAAGAACGAGGUCGGAGGGUUGGUCCGAGCGCUGCGGGUUUUUCAGGAACGCAGAGUGAACCUGAACCACAUCGAGUCUCGAGUUUCCAGACGCCUCUUGAACGAGGUGGAGAUCUUUGCUGAUUGCAGCUGUAGCAAGAAGGAGUUCAACGAGCUCCUGCAGCAGCUCAAAGACCACGUCAACAUUGUGUCCUACAACACCCCCAUGAAUGCCUGGUCCGCUGAGGCAGAUGGAGAGGAAGACGUGCCCUGGUUUCCCAUGAAGAUCUCGGAACUGGACCAAUGUUCUCAUCGAGUCCUGAUGUACGGAUCUGAACUGGAUGCAGACCACCCAGGUUUCAAAGACAACGUUUAUCGCCAGCGGAGGAAAUACUUUGUGGAAGUUGCAAUGAACUACAAAUUUGGACAGGUCAUCCCCCGGAUUGAGUACACCCCAGAGGAGGUGCGGACCUGGGGCGUGGUCUUCAGGGAGCUCUCCAAACUCUACCCGAGUCACGCCUGCAGAGAGUACCUGAAGAACUGGCCUCUUCUGAAGGAGCACUGCGGCUACCGAGAGGACAACAUCCCCCAGCUGGAGGACGUGUCGGCCUUCCUCCGAGAGCGCUCCGGCUUCACCGUGCGUCCGGUUGCUGGAUACUUGUCUCCGAGAGACUUUCUGAGCGGUUUAGCCUUUAGGUGUUACUUCUUCACCAUCGAGUUUGGUUUGUGCAAACAGGACGGUCAGCUCCGAGCAUAUGGAGCCGGGCUGCUGUCAUCUAUCGGAGAACUGCGGCACGCCCUGUCGGACAAGGCCUGUGUGAAACCCUUUGACCCCAAGACCACGUGUCAUCAGGAAUGUCUCAUCACAACAUUUCAGGACGUUUACUUUGUGUCGGAGAGUUUCGAGGAGGCCAAGGAGAAGAUGAGGGAGUUUGCAAAGACCAUCAAGCGUCCGUUCUCUGUGUACUACAACCCGUACACUCAGAGCGUGGAUCUUCUCAAAGACACGAGGAGCAUCGAGAACGUGGUGCAGGAGCUGAGGAGCGACCUGACCACAGUGUGCGACGCCCUGGGAAAGAUGAACACCUACAUGGGCAUCUGA